CUCAAUGCCAGUACCAGUGCAUAAAAGUAAUGGGGUGCCUCAAGACUGUCCAUAAUUUCGUAGGGUGCCUCGGGACUAUCUAUAAUUUUAAAGGGUGCCUCGGGACUGUCCAUAAUUUCAAAGGGUGCCUCAAGGCUAUCCAUAAUUUUAUAGGGUGCCUCAAGGCUAUCCAUAACUUUAUAGGGUGCCUCAAGACUGUCCAUAUUUUAUAGGGUGCCUCAAGGCUAUCCAUAAUUUUAUAGGGUGCCUCGGGACUGUCCAUAACUUUAUAGGAUGCCUCAAGACUGUUCAUAACUUUAUAGGAUGCCUCAAGACUGUCCAUAAUUUUAUAGGGUGCCUCAAGACUAUCCAUAAUUUUAUAGGAUGCCUCAAGACUGUCCAUAAUUUUAUAGGGUGCCUCAAGACGAUCCAUA
This is a messenger RNA of Staurois parvus, 413 nucleotides long. Lineage: Eukaryota; Metazoa; Chordata; Amphibia; Anura; Ranidae. The record is from the annotation of a GenBank genome assembly.